Messenger RNA from Cyclopterus lumpus (lumpfish), 3710 nucleotides. RefSeq names its product GRIP and coiled-coil domain containing 1 (gene gcc1). The coding region runs from base 292 to 2589 and encodes 765 amino acids. Gene Ontology annotation, cellular component: Golgi apparatus. The transcript has 4 exons. Lineage: Eukaryota; Metazoa; Chordata; Actinopteri; Perciformes; Cyclopteridae. The record is from RefSeq and is a predicted model, not a curated record.
ACUUCCGGCUUCUAGUUCCGGUUCAGACCAACAUGGCGGCUGUUGGUCGACAGUCUUCUCAGACUCAACUCUGAUAUUAUAUUCGUCAUAUUUAUAGUUUUACAGUGAAAUAAAUGCGCCCAGAAGCAGUUUGAGUCCGACUCAGUUCAUCAGAAACAAACUAACUCAGCUGCAGAUUAACCAGUUCUGGUCCUCCAUGAUGAUGGUCUUACCUGACCCUGCUAGACCACCAAUCCAAUCUGACCCUGGUAGACCACCAGUCUGAUCUGACCCUGGUAGACCUUCAGAGACAUGGAGAAGUUCGGGAUGAGUUUUGGGGGGGGUCCCGGCAGGAAGGAGUUGCUGGACACCAUCGAAUCCCAGAAAAAGCAGCUGGUCCAGUACCAGACUCGCUUCAAAGACGUUGUCCAGGCCUAUAAGAGUCUUCUGAAGGAGAAGGAGGCUCUGGAGGCCAGUUUGAAGGUCUUGACGGUGACCCAGGAGGUGGACCUGAACCAACAAGGCCAGGACACUACCACCACCUCGGACCUCCUGGAGGACGGCUGCUCGCUGCACAGUGAGGACAGCGUGGACACGGUAGCAUCUGUGGACAUACCCAGUGAGACCACCAGAGGGUACCAGAGCGAGGAGGACCAGGGGGAACCAGGAGUUAAGUCCGACUCAAUGACCCUGCGGUCCGAUACGAGCGCCGGCGUCUCAGAGAGCAGCACCGUGGGGGCGGAGAAGCAGCAGGCCACGCCUCCUCCAAACACGGAGGUGGACCGUCGAGUCGCCCAGCUGAAGAACCAACUGAGCACGCUCACCAGCGCCCUCGCCACGGUGACCCACGAGAAGUCUCGGAUGGAGGCCAGCUUUCAGGCCGACAAGCGUCAGCUGAAACAGGAAGUGGAGGAGCUCCAGGACCGUUUAGUCGGCGUGAGGGGGCAGCAGGAAGUGGAGCUGCGCGCCGUGCAGCAGCAGUUGGCCGAAGGCCGCGCUCGUAUCAUCACGCAGCAGUACGAGCGGGAGCAGGAGCAGGGAGACCACGUCCAGCAGCUCAGGGAGCUGCAGAGGAUCCUGCAGCAGGAGAGAGACCUGCGACAGGAUGUAGAGCUGCGCCUGCAAGACGCCAACGCAACUCUCCUCGUGACAUCAACGGCCGUGGACCGAGGGGCGGAGUCCGAGGCUCACCUGAACCAGGUGAGGGAGGAGCGAGACGAGCUGAGGAGGAGGCUGCAGGCUGCUGAGGAGGACCAGAAGAAACCAGAUCCCAGAGUGAACAAACUGCAGCAUGAGCUGACAGAGCUGAAAAAACACCUCCAGCAGCAGAUGCACCUCGAGACCAGAAAGGCGUGCGAGGCGGAGGAACGAGCUUGUGAGCGAGCUCAGGCUGCAGAGACGAGGGUCGCCAGUCUGGAGCAGAGGGUCUCUGAACUCUCGGAGCUGCUCGGUUCUUGUGAGAAGUCGAGGCAGAGAGACCAGCAGAUGGCUCAGAGACUCAGAGACCGAAUCCUACAGCUGGACACGGAGAACAAAACGCUCGCCAUCGCUGCCUCCAGCAGGAUGACCUCUGACCUCGCGGUGGACGAGUCUCAGCUGGACAUUGGCAUGCUGAAGGAGAAACUGGAGAAGGUAAAGAAGCUGUUAUCGCUGGCGGCUCAGAGGAACCCAUACCAGAACAUCCAGAACCUUGUGGAAACCCAGGCAGAGCUUGGCGGAGACAAAGCCUCCGUGUUCUACCAGCAGGAGCUUCAGCAGCUCAAGGACGAGUUUGAACGUUACAAGCUGCGAGCGCAAGUGGUGCUGAAGAACAAGAACGCCAAAGAUGGCUGCCAAGCAAAAGAGCUAGAGGAGGUCCGGGACCAGCUGUCCGAGCUGAGGGAGAAGUACAUCAACCUGCGGAUCCAGAGCGAUGAGGCCGAAACCCGACACCGCCGUGAGCUGGAGGAGCGGCAGCAGCAGGCGGCGGGGCUGCAGCAUACUCACAAACAGGAAGUGGAGCAGGCGGAAGCGUCUCAUCGGGACGACCUGCUGCGACUGGAGGCGGAGCUGCACAAACAAAGAGAGAGGACAAUGGCGCUGCUGGGCGAGAAGGACCAGGAGCUGGAGAGGCUGCGGGCCGCCGCACCGAGCUGCAGCUACGACGCCAGUAGAGUGACCAACAACGAGCACGAGUCUGGCCCGGAGACCGAGGGCGACAUCAUUAGCCAGGCGCUGCGGCGGGCGACGCCCAACGAGCCCACGCUGCUGCUGUACGCCGAGCAUCUGGCCAGGAAGGAGGUGGAGACGGGCGGCCUGCGGCGGCAUAAACACCGGCUAGAAGAGGACGUCCACCAGCUUCAGGCCCGGCUCAUCGCUAACGGGGAGCGCCACGAUGAGGAGGCGUCAGAGCUGCGAGGACAACUCGACAAACUGAUCAGAGAUCAGAGCCGAGAGGGCGCCAAUAUGGAGUACCUGAAGAACGUCAUCUACAAGUUCCUGACACUGCAGGACGCCAGCGGGAGGCAGCAGACACUCAACGCCAUACUGACCAUCCUACACUUCAGCCCGCAGGAGAAACACACCGUCAUGGGGCUGCAGGGCGCUACCUGGUGGCCCAGCAAGCGAUAAGACACCUGGCGGCCCAACAAGAGAUGAGACACCUGGUGGACCAACAAGAGAUGAGACACCUGGUGGCCCAACAAGAGAUGAGACACCUGGUGGACCAACAAGAGAUGAGACACCUGGUGGCCCAACAAGAGAUGAGACACCUGGUGGACCAACAAGAGAUGAGACACCUGGUGGACCAACAAGAGAUGAGACACCUGGUGGCCCAACAAGAGAUGAGACACCUGGUGGCCCAACAAGAGAUGAGACACCUGGUGGCCCAACAAGAGAUGAGACACCUGGUGGACCAACAAGAGAUGAGACACCUGGUGGACCAACAAGAGAUGAGACACCUGGUGGCCCAACAAGAGAUGAGACACCUGGUGGCCCAACAAGAGAUGAGACACCUGGUGGACCAACAAGAGAUGAGACACCUGGUGGACCAACAAGAGAUGAGACACCUGGUGGCCCAACAAGAGAUGAGACACCUGGUGGCCCAACAAGAGAUGAGACACCUGGUGGCCCAACAAGAGAUGAGACACCUGGUGGACCAACAAGAGAUGAGACACCUGGUGGACCAACAAGAGAUGAGACACCUGGUGGCCCAACAAGAGAUGAGACACCUGGUGGCCCAACAAGAGAUGAGACACCUGGUGGCCCAACAAGAGAUGAGACACCUGGUGGACCAACAAGAGAUGAGACACCUGGUGGCCCAACAAGAGAUGAGACACCUGGUGGACCAACAAGAGAUGAGACACCUGGUGGCCCAACAAGAGAUGAGACACCUGGUGGACCAACAAGAGAUGAGACACCUGGUGGCCCAACAAGAGAUGAGACACCUGGUGGACCAACAAGAGAUGAGACACCUGGUGGACCAACAAGAGAUGAGACACCUGGUGGCCCAACAAGAGAUGAGACACCUGGUGGACCAACAAGAGAUGAGACACCUGGUGGACCAACAAGAGAUGAGACACCUGGUGGACCAACAAGAGAUGAGACACCUGGUGGACCAAACAUUUAGAUUGAGAGAGAAACUGUCUGGUUUCUACAUGAAUGUUGCUGUGAGGAAACAUUACAAAUGUAACUUCUUCAUAUAACGGAUAUAUUUUUGAUUUCUUUGUUGAAAUAAACUACUUUUCCUGUUU